Taeniopygia guttata (zebra finch) is the source of this 13120-nucleotide messenger RNA. The record is from RefSeq and is a predicted model, not a curated record. Lineage: Eukaryota; Metazoa; Chordata; Aves; Passeriformes; Estrildidae.
CAGCUUCAGUCAUGUGCAAUUCACAGAAGGCGAAAAACGCAGCAACAGAGAGCACCGGGGUUCUGUGUGCAGUGAAGGCAAUUGCAAAAAUCCAGCAGCUGCUCACUCCCAAACACAAGGAGCUGUCUCUGCUCUUGCUUUUCGACCAACUCAAAGCAGCCCUUCUUUUCUGCAGCUGCCAUCGAGUUUUCUGCAUCUCGGAAGCUCAGGGGACGAGCAAGAGUUCUCCAGGACGUCUGCAUCAGGACGAAGCCAACACCCGGGAAAGUUGUCCUGCAACACCUUCCAUAAGCGUGCUAGCAGAGAAUUGAAGGGGCAGGCGAGCGGCAAGCACCGUCCUCUAGCAGCCCGAAGGCUGCGCACAGAAGCCCGGCUCUCUGCGGCUUCGUUCUUCGCCUCUUCCCCGCUACCGCGCUCUCCGGCUCCCGGAGCGAAAGACCGGCUACUUCGCGCACGCUACACCGGAGCGGCAACCGUUAUCCUCUGGAGCGCGGCUACAGCCGAAAGACGCCGGGGACCGGCACUUUCCUCCGGACAGCUCCGGAGACCCCAAAAGCUCAAGGAUGAGAGAGAGGCUAAACGUGCUCGUCUGGAUGGCAGACAUGAUUACUUACUGGAUAUCAUUGCCUCUUGUGUGAAUCUGGACAAAGCAGAAGUAGAAGAUGCUAUUCUUGAUGGAAACCAGAUAGAGCGCAUAAACAGAUUCCUGGCCCCUGGAGGUCUGCGUCAUCUGAUGUUCUACUAUCAAGAUGUGGAAGUAAUGGAUACAGAGUACUUUGGCCUUACAGGAAUAGGAAUGAACUCUCAUUUGAUCAAGAAGAAGAAACUGAAAGUAUUUGUGACAGAGGGAAAAGAAGUUGCUUUAACUGGUGUAUGCAUUUUCUUCAUUAGAUCUUGUUUUUCUAAACCAGUCACAACUGAGAAUAUUUAUCAAGAAAUAAAUUUUAAUAUGCUGGAUAUAGGUCGAGAUGGCUUAUUAAAAAGUGUUGAGCAGUUGAUAUCAGAAAUAUUCAUUCCAGCCUUACAGACUAUGGGCAGUGGCUGGGUUGAACCUCAACAAGUUCCCAAUAUUAAGCAGGACUUCCUUCGUGCCCUUGAAGCAUUUGUUAGUGUCCUAUCAGGAACUCAGCAAAAUCUGUUGGAAAAGGUCAGCCUGAAGAAAUGUGAAACAUAUGAUCUGAAAACUCUAAGAGGACCUUCAGAUUACUUGAUGGUUGCUAACAGUAUAGAGGCUCUUGAAAAAAUAGAAGUCUGCAUGAGAGAAUGGACCAAACAAAUUGUACAGGUUCUUGCAGAAAAUGACCAGUUGAGAAAAGAAGCAGAUGACCUUGGACCACGAGCAGAGCUUGAUUAUUGGAAAAAGAAGUUGUCAAAAUUCCACUACUUUAUGGAGCAGCUGAAGAGCCCAGAUGUGAAGGCAGUGCUUGGAGUACUCACUGCUGCUAAAUCCAAACUGCUGAAGAAGUGGCGAGCAUUGGAUAUUUGCAUCACAUACACAGCAAAUGAAGCUAAAGAUAAUGUGAAAUAUCUGUAUUCUCUGGAAAAAUAUUAUGACCCAUUAUACAAUAGUGAUCCUGUGUCCAUGCUGGAUGCUAUUCCAGGGCUCAUAAAUGCAAUUAAAAUGAUUCAGAGUCUCUCUCAGUAUUAUAACACUUCUGAAAAGAUCUCCUCACUGUUUGUGAAGGUGACCAAUCAGAUGAUCACAGUGUGUAAAUCUUAUAUAGCAAACAAUGGCACAGCCACCAUCUGGAAUCAACCGCAGGAGAGAGUUGUGGAAAAGCUACAAGCAGCUAUUAGACUUAAACAGGAGUAUCAAAAUUACUUCCACAAGAUAAAAGAGAAUUUGGAACAAAAUCCAGCUGAAAGACAAUUUGAUUUUAGUGAGAUAUAUGUAUUUGGAAAAUUUGAAGCCUUUCAUCAUCGUCUGGUAAAGAUAAUAGAUGUUUUCAGUACUAUGAGAACCUACUCAGUUCUACAAGAAUCUAAGAUAGAGGGAUUGGAAGCAAUGAUCACAAAAUAUCAGAGCAUUGUUGACAACAUGAAGAAUAAGCAUUAUGAUUUCUUGGAUCUGCAGAAGACUGAUUUUGACCAAGACUAUGAAGAGUUUUGCAGAGACAUAAAUGAUCUUCAUGAUCAAUUAAGGAGGUUCAUAGACAUCACCUUUGAAAGUAUUCUGAACACUGAAAGGGCACUGAGUAUGUUGCAGAAAUUUGAAAGAUUGCAAAUCCCAAAUCUUGGCAUUGAUGAAAAGUAUCAGAAAAUAUUUCAAAACUAUGGCCAUGACAUAGAAACUGUCUGUAAGAUCUACACUAGGCACAAGAAGGACCCUCCACUGGCUCGUAAUAUGCCCCCAAUAGCUGGCAAGAUCUUGUGGGCACGUCACCUAUUCCAUAGGAUCAAGGAGCCCAUGGUGACUUUCCAGAGACAUCCAGCAGUUCUACAAACACCAGAUGGCAAGAGCAUAAUCCGCAAUUACAACAAAGUAGCAAAAGUUCUUGUGAAAUUUGAGCUGUUCUACCACAGGGAAUGGCUUCAGCAGAUUGAGUUAACUAGAAGAGGACUUCAAACAACUCUCUUGGUAAAAGCUUCAGAAACAGGAGAGUUAUUUGUGAAUUUUGAUCCUCAAAUAUUAACUUUAAUCAGAGAAACAGAUUGCAUGGCUCAUAUGUGCCUUGAAAUUCCACCAUUUGCAAGUGUUAUUCAACAGCAGAGAGACUGGUACAAGAAGAUUGUCAACAAUUUGCACGUGAUGUUGGCAGAAUACAAAAGAAUUAAACUGAAAAUACAACACCCUUUUGAACAACUCAUAGCUCCUCAAUUAGUAGAGGUAGAUAAUGCUAUCCAGCCAGGUCUAAUGUUGCUGAACUGGACAUCCCUGAAUAUUGAGAAAUACAUUAAUACAGUUUUUUCUAAGCUAGCUGGGCUGGAGUUAUUGCUUGAUCGAGUGAAUGACUUGGUUGAAUUUCGUAUUGAUGCUGUCCUUCAAGAAAUGAGUAGAGUGACACUCUGUAUGUUGCCAGAAGAUGAGCCACAGAGCUGUGAGGAAUUUCUUCAGAAGACUAAGGAGCUCUGCAUAAAAGGAUCUGGAACUUUACACUUGAAAAGCUCACUGGUGGAAGCCGCUGUUAAUGAUCUGAUAAACAUGUUACUUGACACCAAGGAACAAUUCAGUAAAGAUGAGAAGUCAAUUGUACCCAGUGGUGAAAAAAGGGACAAGAAUACAGCAAAAGAAGAGGAAAGAAGAUCAAAAAGCUUGACAUCUUCUCAAAAUUCCAGUCAAAUGUGGGCUGGCCUAUCUCCUGCAGCAAAGAGGAAGAGAAUGGAUUUGGAAAAGUUAGAGGAAGAAGCCAAUGAACUGCUUUCUUACUUCAAUGAUCGUAACAUUGAUGCCCUUUUGAAAGUCACUCGACACACUCUGGAGACUAUCCGCAAGCGCAUUCAUGCAUCUUCCACCAUCAACUUCUUAGAAAAUCACAGUAUGUCUAAGGAGAAAAAAGUUGCUUAUCCUAUAAUUAGGACUAAUAUUAACCUAUCUAUACCUAAUGUCAUCAUGACACCCUCUUUGGAUGAGGUACAGCAGACGCUUAAUAAAGCUGUAGAUAGUAUUGUGAAAGUAAUGAAAGGAGUUCGACAUUGGAGUAAGGAGAGAAUAUCCAAGGAGAAACUGUUAGAGAGAAAAAUUUUUCUGUUGCACACUGGGAGCAGAGACAGUGAUUCUGAUGAUGGAAUGAAAGAGACUGGAAAGAAAAACUUCCAUGAUAGUGUAUCAGAUACAGCAUCACUCAGUUCAUCUGAUGCAGUGCAAAGCCAGAGCUACUUCAAGAAUGUUUCAGGGAACAAAGAAAUUAUUAAAUUAGUAUCUUUACUCAGCAGUGCCAUCAAUUCUACAAAAGGGGAAGUUCUUACAGCUUUGGAGAGGUUUAAUUGUUACCACCAUAUAUGGCAGAGAGACAAGGAGGAAACCAUUGAUAAAUUCAUGGUGGGAAACCCAUUACUCUAUGAGUUUGAAUCUGAAAUUCUGCAUUUCCAAGACCUGGACCUGAAAAUUAAUUCUGAGCCUGAAUACAUCUGCGUGGGAGCUAUUGCACUGUACACUGCUGAUCUGAAGCUAGCACUUAGAUCAGAAACUAAAGCCUGGAUGACUUUGCUGGGGUGUCAUUGCAAUAAGAAGUACAGAACACAGAUGGAAACUAUUUUGACUUUUAUAGAGGAAACUGGCAAGAAAUUAAAUCGCAGCAUCACAGACCUGGAUGACAUCAGAAUAACCAUGUCAGCUUUAAAAGAGAUCAGAGAACUACAGAUCUCUAUUGACUCCCAAAUUGGCCCCAUUGAGGAAUCCUAUGCUAUGUUGAGCAAAUAUGAUCUACUUGUUGCCAAGGAAGAGACAGAGAAGGUGGACACGUUGAACUACACUUGGGAAAAUCUGCUAAUCCGUGCAAAUGAAGUGCAGGAUGAGCUUGUUGCUUUGCAACCAAACUUCAGAGGAGAGUUUAUUAGUGCUGUGAAGACUUUUACUGAAGACUGUGCACAGUUCUACUCAGAUUAUGAUCAGAAUGGGCCAAUGGUACUUGGUUUAACACCUCAGGAAGCCAAUGACAGGCUUACUAUAUUCCAGAAUCAAUGUGAUAAUCUCUUUCGGAAAUACAUUACCUGUACAGGUGGAGAAGAUCUUUUUGGUUUGCCAGUUACUCGAUGUCCUCACCUGCUUGAAAUAAAGAAGCAACUGAAUCUGUUGCAGAAACUCUAUAAUCUAUAUAACAGUGUCAUUGACACAAUCAGUGGCUACUAUGAUAUUCUUUGGUUGGAAUUAGACAUUGAAAAAAUUAACAGUGAACUUAUGGAAUUUCAGAACAGGUGCCGUAAACUCCCUCGUGCUGUAAAGGAAUGGCAGCCUUUUCUUGACCUACUGAAGACCAUAGAGGACUUCAGUGAGUGUUGCCCAUUGCUUGAGAACAUGUCAAGUAAAGCAAUGAUGCCUCGGCACUGGAACCAGAUUAUGGAUCUCACUGAACACAGAUUUGAUGUGGAGAGUGAAACAUUCAAACUGAGGAAUAUAAUGGAAGCUCCAUUACUAAGAUAUAAAGAGGAAAUAGAGGAUAUCUGCAUAAGUGCUGUGAAGGAGAGAGACAUUGAGCAGAAGUUAAAACAAGUGAUAGCUGAAUGGGAUAACAAGAUGUUUGUCUUUGCAAACUUUAAAACUCGUGGGGAACUUCUUCUAAGAGGUGACAGUGCAUCAGAAACGAUUGCUGCGCUGGAGGACAGUUUGAUGAUUCUUGGUUCUCUCAUGAAUAGCAGAUACAAUACACCAUUCAAGACGCAGAUUCAGAAAUGGGUGCACUAUCUUUCCAACACAAUGUAUAUAAUUGAGAACUGGCUGACUGUGCAGAAUUUGUGGAUUUAUUUAGAAGCUGUUUUUAUUGGUGGUGAUAUAGCAAGACAGCUUCCAAAGGAAGCAAAGUGUUUCUCUAACAUUGAUAAAUCCUGGGUGAGGAUCAUGACCCGAGCUCAUGAAACACCCAGUGUUGUUCAGUGCUGUGUUGGAGAUGAGAUAAUGGGACAGUUGUUGCCACAUUUACUGGAACAGCUUGAAAUCUGUCAGAAAUCUCUCACAGGGUACCUGGAGAAAAAGCGACUGCUAUUUCCACGAUUCUUCUUCGUGUCAGAUCCUGCUCUCUUAGAAAUUCUUGGCCAGGCAUCCAACUCUCACAAUAUCCAGGCACAUCUGCUGAAUGUGUUUGACAACAUUAAAAACGUCAGGUUCCAUGAAAGGAUAUAUGAUCGUAUAUUGUCAUUCAGUUCACGAGAGGGUGAGACUGUAGAGCUGACUAGGCCUGUAAUGGCUGAAGGUAACGUGGAAGUUUGGCUCAGCUCUCUGUUGAAGGAAUCCCAGCUAUCCCUGCAUCAAGUUAUUCGACAAGCAGCUAUGGACAUCCAGGAAACAAGUUUUGAGAUUACUGAAUUUCUUUCUACUUAUCCAGCCCAGGUUGGGUUAUUGGGGAUCCAAAUGAUUUGGACAAGAGACUCAGAAGAAGCUUUGACUCUUGCCAAGCAGGAUAAAAAGGUUAUGCAUAAGACAAAUCAGUUUUUCCUGGAUCUUCUGAACGUGUUGAUAGAUAUGACAACAAAAGACCUUAGUCCAUUUGAGCGAGUUAAAUACGAGACAUUAAUCACUAUUCAUGUGCAUCAGAGGGACAUUUUUGAUGGUCUUUGCUGCAUGCAUAUCAAGAGCCCUACGGACUUUGAGUGGCUGAAACAAUGUAGAUUUUAUUUUAAUGAAGACAUUGAUAAAAUGGUGGUUAAGAUCACUGAUGUGAGCUUUACAUACCAGAAUGAAUUCUUGGGCUGUACUGACAGGCUUGUCAUAACACCUCUUACAGACAGAUGUUACAUCACUUUGGCUCAAGCUUUGGGCAUGAACAUGGGUGGAGCGCCUGUGGGACCUGCAGGAACCGGAAAAACUGAAACAGUGAAAGAUAUGGGAAGGUGCCUUGGAAAAUAUGUAGUGGUCUUCAACUGUUCAGACCAGAUGGAUUUCCGAGGACUUGGGAGGAUCUUCAAAGGUCUUGCUCAAUCUGGCUCCUGGGGCUGCUUUGAUGAAUUCAAUCGUAUUGAUUUACCAGUGCUAUCAGUAGCUGCACAGCAAAUAGCAAUUGUGUUGACAUGCAAGAAGAAACGUAAAAAAAGGUUUAUUUUUACUGAUGGAGACAAUGUAGAAAUGAACCCAGAAUUUGGCAUCUUUCUUACUAUGAAUCCAGGAUAUGCUGGGCGGCAAGAACUUCCUGAAAACUUGAAGAUCAAUUUCCGUUCAGUGGCUAUGAUGGUUCCUGAUCGUCAGAUCAUAAUUCUUGUUAAAUUGGCUAGUUGUGGUUUCAUUGCUAAUGUUGUGUUGGCAAGGAAAUUCUUUACACUGUACAAGCUGUGUGAAGAACAGCUGUCCAAGCAGGUGCAUUAUGAUUUUGGCUUGCGGAAUAUAUUAUCUGUGCUGCGUACACUGGGAGCAGCAAAAAGAGCAAAUCCUACAGAUACUGAAUCUACCAUUGUCAUGCGUGUUCUGAGAGAUAUGAACCUGUCUAAACUAACUGAUGAAGACGAACCCUUAUUUCUGAGUUUAAUUGAAGAUCUGUUUCCAGAUAUCCAGCUUGAUAAAGCAGGCUAUCCUGAACUUGAAGUAUCCAUUGACAAACAGGUGGAGGAAUCUGGCCUUGUUUGUCAUUCUCCUUGGAAACUGAAAGUUAUCCAGCUUUUUGAAACCCAGAGUGUAAGGCAUGGAUUGAUGACACUAGGACCUAGUGGUGCAGGAAAAACUACCUGCAUCCACACCUUAAUGAAAGCAAUGACAGAUUGUGGACAGCCACAUCGUGAAAUGAGAAUGAAUCCUAAAGCUAUAACUGCUCCGCAAAUGUUUGGAUGCCUUGAUGUGGCAACAAAUGAUUGGACAGAUGGCAUAUUUUCAGCGCUCUGGAGAAAAACUUUAAGAGCAAAGAAAGGAGACCAUAUCUGGAUAGUUCUUGAUGGCCCAGUUGAUGCUAUUUGGAUUGAGAACCUAAAUUCUGUCCUGGAUGACAACAGGACUCUAACACUAGCAAACGGUGAUCGGAUACCUAUGGCACCAAAUUGCAAAAUAGUCUUUGAGCCUCAUAAUAUUGACAAUGCUUCUCCAGCAACAGUUUCAAGAAAUGGGAUGGUGUUCAUGAGCUCAUCAGUUCUCCCCUGGAGUCCUAUCCUUGAGGGAUUUUUGAAAAAAUGUUCCUUUCAAGAGGCUGAAAUUCUACGUCAACUGUAUUUUUCAUCGUUCCCAGACUUGUACCGCUUCAGCAUUCAGUCUCUGCAUUGCAAGACUGAGAUGUUGGAAGCCUUUGUGAUUAUGCAGAGCAUUAAUAUGCUGCAAGGCCUUAUCCCACCUAAGGAGCAAGGUGGGGAACUGACUCCAAAAUACUUGGAAAGGCUGUAUAUCUUCUCUCUCAUGUGGAGCAUAGGAGCAUUGCUAGAGCUGGAGGACAGGUGCAAAAUGGAAUACUGGCUUCGAAAACAUGCAACAGUAAAGCUUGAUCUUCCUUGUAUCCCAGAAGCUAGUGAAGAUACAAUGUUUGACUAUUAUGUGGCAUCUGAUGGUACAUGGAUGCACUGGAAUACACGUGUUGAAGAGUAUGUAUAUCCCACUAGUGGUACCCCAGAGUAUGACUCAAUUCUUGUGCCUAAUGUUGACAAUGUGAGAAUGGAUUUCCUUAUUGGAACCAUAGCAAAACAGGGCAAGGCUGUCCUACUAAUUGGUGAGCAAGGAACUGCGAAGACUGUUAUAAUUAAAGGUUUUAUGUCAAAAUAUAACUCUGAAAGGCACAUAACUAAGAGUUUGAAUUUUUCAUCUGCAACAACCCCAUUAAUUUUUCAGCGUACAAUAGAAAGUUAUGUUGAUAAGCGCAUGGGCACAACUUAUGGUCCACCUGCAGGCAAAAAGAUGACAGUCUUCAUUGAUGAUGUGAACAUGCCCAUAAUCAAUGAAUGGGGAGAUCAGGUCACUAAUGAGAUAGUUAGGCAACUGAUGGAACAGAAAGGACUGUAUAACCUGGAAAAACCUGGGGAAUUUACCAACAUCAUGGACAUUCAGUUUUUGGCUGCCAUGAUCCACCCUGGGGGAGGUCGCAAUGAUAUUCCACAGAGGCUGAAGAGACAAUUUUCAGUGUUCAACUGUACUCUGCCUUCCAAUUCUUCCAUGGACAAAAUUUUUGGUGUAAUUGGAGAAGGACACUACUGUAGUGAGCGGGGAUUUUCAGAUGAUGUGAAGGAAACAGUAGCCAAAUUGGUUCCAUUGACACGCAGACUGUGGCAGAUUACCAAGCUAAAAAUGUUGCCCACACCAGCCAAGUUUCAUUAUGUCUUCAACCUUCGAGACCUCUCGAGGAUUUGGCAAGGAAUGCUGAAUGCUACAUCGGAAGUGAUCAAUGAACCGCAGGUGCUGAUAAAACUGUGGAAGCAUGAAUGCAAAUGUGUUAUUGCUGAUCGCUUCACAACCUCAGAAGAUGUUAAUUGGUUUCACACAGCUGUAGCAAAACUCAUUGAGGAGGAAUUUGAAGAUCCAAAAGCUUUGCUGAAUCGUGAAACAGAUGCAUUCUUUGUUGACUUCUUAAGGGAUGCACCUGCAAGAAUGGAUGAGAAACCAGAGGAAGAUAAUUUAGAUAUUCCCAAAGUCUAUGAACCAAUCUCCUCAUUUCAUCAGCUACGGAAUCGUUUAAAUAAUUUUUUAGAAACAUACAAUGAGAAUGUUUGCGAUACUAGAAUGGACAUGGUUUUCUUUGAGGAUGCUAUGGUUCAUUUAGUCAAGAUUUCUCGUGUGAUUCGCACUCCUCGUGGACAUGCUCUCUUAGUUGGAGUUGGCGGCUCAGGAAAGCAGAGCUUGACAAAACUGACAUCCUUCAUAGCUGGGUAUGACACUUUCCAGAUAAUGUUGACAAGAACGUUGCGACAUAAAAUGCAAACUGCCUCAAGUCUUAUAAGUGGUUUAGCAGGUGAAAAAGAGAGGUGGACAGAAGAGAGUAAAGAAUUUGCCAUGCAAACCAAGACGUUUUGCUUGAACCUCAUAGAAAUGUUGACUGAUGCUCCAACUAUCAGUGAAUGGAACCUGCAAGGAUUGCCAAAUGACGACUUAUCCAUACAGAAUGGAAUUAUUGUCACUAAAGCAUCUCGUUAUCCUUUGUUAAUUGAUCCACAAACACAGGGUAAAAUUUGGAUUAAAAAAGAAGGCAGAAAUGACCUUCAGAUCACUUCUUUGAAUCACAAGUAUUUUAGAAACCACUUAGAAGACAGCCUUUCUUUGGGAAGACCUCUUUUAGUAGAAGAUAUUGGAGAAGAGCUGGACCCAGCACUUGAUAACAUUUUGGAAAGAAAAAUCAUUAAAACAGGUUCAGCCAACAAGGUAAAAGUUGGUGAUAAGGAAGUGGAUGUUAUGAAUGGCUUCAGACUUUACAUUACUACAAAACUGCCAAAUCCUUGUUACUCUCCUGAAAUUAGUGCUCAAACCUCCAUCAUUGACUUUACUGUAACCAUGAAAGGUCUUGAAAAUCAACUCUUAGGCAGAGUCAUUCUCACAGAAAACAGACAGCUUCAUUGCACCAUCAGCUCCCCUUCAACCACUGAUAGCUUGUCAACCCACUAUGAAUUAGAGAAAGAAAGAACUGAUCUUAUUGAAGAUGUGACUAUGAACAAAAGGAGAAUUAAAGACCUAGAAGAUAACCUUUUAUUUCAACUUACAAGCACUAAGAGUUCUCUGGCAGAUGAUGAGACUCUACUAAUUGUAUUGAGUAACACUAGGAAGACUGCUGAAGAAAUAACACAGAAACUGCAAGCUUCUGCUGAAACUGAAGUACAGAUCAAUUCAGCCCGUGAAGAGUACAGACCUGUUGCAACACGAGGUAGCAUCUUGUACUUCCUUAUCAAUGAGAUGAGCAUGGUCAAUGUCAUGUAUCAGACAUCACUUCGACAGUUUUUGGGGCUUUUUGACUUCUCCUUAGCCAGGUCUACCAAGAGCCCUAUAACCAGCAAGAGGGUUACCAAUAUUAUUGAAUAUAUGACAUAUGAAGUAUUCAAACAUACUGCCCGAGGUCUCUAUGAGGAGCAUAAAUUUCUUUUCACAUUACUUCUUACUUUGAAGAUUGAUAUACAAAGAAACAGAGUGAAACAUGAAGAAUUUCUGACACUUAUUAAAGGUGGUGCUUCCCUAGACCUUAAAGCUUGUCCUCCUAAGCCAGCUAAAUGGAUUCUGGACAUGACUUGGUUGAACUUGGUGGAGCUCAGUAAGCUUGAACAGUUUUCAAAUAUUCUUGAUCAAAUUUCCAGAGAAGAGAAACAGUGGAAAAUCUGGUUUGAUAGUAAGAAUCCCGAAGAAGAAUCGGUUCCUAGUGGCUAUGGUCAAUCUCUGGACUGCUUCAGACUUCUUCUUCUUAUCAGAUCUUGGUGUCCUGACAGGACCAUAGCUCAGGCAAGAAAAUAUAUCAUUGACACUAUGGGGGAGAAAUACACAGAGGGAGUCAUCUUGGACUUGGAGAAAACAUGGGAAGAGUCAGAUCCAUGUACUCCCCUCAUAUGCUUUCUUUCCCUGGGCUCUGAUCCUACGGACUCAAUUAUUGCUUUGGGAAAAAGACUGAAGAUAGAAACAUAUUGUGUUUCCAUGGGCCAGGGGCAAGGAAUCCAUGCUCGUAAACUUCUACAGCAGACAAUGGCUCAUGGAGGUUGGGCACUUCUGCAAAACUGCCACCUUGGACUUGACUUUCUGGAUGAGUUAAUGGACACAGCAAUAGAGACAGAGAAUGUUCAUGAAAGCUUUAGACUUUGGAUUACAACUGACAUUCACAAACAAUUCCCCAUCACCCUUCUUCAAAUGUCGAUUAAGUUUACCAAUGAACCACCACAAGGGCUCAGAGCUGGACUAAAGAGAACAUACAGUGGUGUCAACCAGGAUUUAUUAGAUGCCAGUAAAAUGGUGCAAUGGAAACCACUGUUGUAUGCUGUAGCCUUUCUGCACUCCACCAUUCAAGAAAGAUGCAAAUUCGGGUCUCUGGGUUGGAAUAUUCCCUAUGAGUUUAAUCAAGCUGAUUUCAAUGUUGCCGUGCAGUUCAUUCAAAACCACUUGAAUCGCAUGGAUACCAAGAAGGGGAUCUGCUGGAGUACUGUUUGUUACAUGAUAGGUGAGAUCCAGUAUGGUGGUCGUGUGACAGAUGACUUCGACAAAAGACUCAUGAACACCUUUGUAAAGAUUUGGUUCAGUGAAAACACAUUCAGUCAGGAAUUCAGUUUCUACAAAGGAUACAGCAUACCCAAAUAUACUAUGGUGGAUCAAUACCUUCAGUACAUACAGAGCCUUCCUGCUUAUGACACACCAGAGGUGUUUGGUUUGCACCCCAAUGCGGAUAUCACCUACCAAAGUAAAAUUUCCAGAGGUGUAUUGGACACCAUCCUCAGUAUUCAGCCUAAAGAUAGCUCUGGUGGAGGAGGCGAAACUCGAGAGGCAGUUGUAGCCACACUGGCUGAUGAUAUGCUGGAAAAACUUCCUGCUGAUUAUGUACCAUUUGAAGUAAAAGAAAAACUAAAGAAUAUGGGACCUUUUCAACCUAUGCACAUAUUUUUGCGACAGGAGAUUGAACAAAUGCAGAGAGUUAUUUCUUUAGUGAGGAGCACUCUGACUGAUCUAAAACUUGCCAUUGAUGGGACAAUAGUUAUGAGUGAAAAUCUGAGGGAUGCUUUAGACUGCAUGUAUGAUGGAAGGAUUCCUGCUAACUGGAAAAAGGCAUCUUGGCCUUCCAGUACACUUGGUUUCUGGUUUACUGAUCUUCUAGAAAGAAACCACCAGUUUUACAAGUGGAUUUUUGAAAGUCGACCGAACUGUUUCUGGAUGACAGGUUUUUUUAAUCCCCAAGGAUUUUUAACUGCAGUGAGACAGGAAAUAACAAGAGCCCACAAAGGAUGGGCUCUUGACAGUGUAGUGCUGUGCAAUGAAGUCACUAAAUGGAUGAAGGAUGAUAUCACGAGCCCUCCUUCAGAAGGUGUCUUUGUGUAUGGGCUGUAUUUAGAAGGAGCUGGUUGGGACAGAAGAAACAUGAGACUGACAGAAUCUAAGCCCAAGGUGCUCUUUGAGCUGAUGCCAGUUAUAAGGAUAUAUGCAGAGAAUAACACUGCAAAAGAUCCAUGUCUGUAUUCAUGUCCGGUCUACAAAAAGAGCAGUCGAACAGAUCUUAAUUACAUUGCUGCUAUGGAUCUUAAAACCCGUCAGCCUCCAGAGCACUGGGUACUCCGUGGAGUAGCACUUCUGUGUGAUGUCAAGUAAUGUCAAUAAAAAAAAAAAAGGGUUAUUUUCUGAUUUUAAAUGCAAACAUUUUUAUGUAGUUAUAUACAGAGUGGAACACUUCUAAAAAUAUUAUUUCUAAAUCAUAGACUCCAUUAUGGUGUUUUUAUAAAAUUAUUCUCAAUAAACUAAUACAAUAGGCUUAUAAAUGGCACAUCUUACAGUGACAUUAUUUUUGUGUCUUUGAAAAAUCAUUGACAAAUAUUUUGUGCUCCUAUCACUUAUGUGUGCAUAAGCCCUCCUCCUGUAUGCUUAAUUUUACCUUGAAUAAAGAUUAAUUGAUUUGAA